AUGCUCUCGUCUUUUUACUUUCUGCUGCUCAAUGCCCUGAUAGCAUUCGUCUCUGCAGGUGCCGACUACAACGAGCGACUCCUCCUUCGACCCCUUCCCCAGAACACCCUGCUGGCCUCUUUCAAUUUCCGGAGCAAUGAGAGCGCGACCGCAUUCGAACAGCAGAACUUCGGCUACUUCCCACGUUCCUUUGGACAGAUCCUGCAACAUGCGCACACGAGGGAACUACAUUUGAGGUUCAGUGUUGGACGAUGGGAUGCCGAGAACUGGGGGCAACGGCCAUGGAAUGGCGCAAGAGAAGGAGGGACUGGUGUUGAACUAUGGGCCUGGGUAGAGGCUGAUACCGAAAAAGAAGCAUUCGCACGAUGGCUGAAGCUCACCAACGCUCUGUCAGGUCUCUUUUGCGCCUCUAUAAACUUCAUCGAUGCUACCAAGACUAUACGGCCUGUCAUGUCAUUCGACCCCGAAGGUCAGCACGGUAACUCGUCCAACCUCCACCUACUCCACGGUACACUACCCCACGAAGUCGUCUGCACGGAGAACCUUACACCCUUCCUGAAACUACUACCUUGCAAGGGGAAGGCAGGCGUAUCCAGCCUGUUGGACGGACACAAGCUAUUCGAUGCCUCAUUCCAGACCAUGGCGAUCGACGUCCGUCCAACGUGUGAAGAAGGUAGCUCCAGCUGUUCGAUAGAGAUGGAGCAAAGCGUAGACAUGGUAUUAGACAUUGCGAGAGCGAAGCGUCCCAGAGACAACCCAAUUCCACGCCCUCUACCGAUCAACCAGAUGGAAUGCGACACGUCUAAGCCGUACAACGGACACGAUACUUGUUACCCCUUAAACAAGGGUACCGAGCCCGCCUGGACACUAGAGGAUGUCUUCGGAAGACCGCUCAGGGGAGCCUGCCCGCUGGCAGAUCAGGCUGAAGGGGAGGCAAACAAUGUCUGUAUCAACACGCCGCCAGAGCGCACACUCGAGGUUAAGACGACAGGUGAAUUUACAGAGUCAAGACUAGCAUCGGACACGCUCCGCUGCUACAAGCUUCCCAUUGGCGCAGACUUCGACCUUGUCCUACCUGAACAAAAGAUGACCACUGGUCUCGUCCGCCCCGACCCUCUAGUCUUCGCAGCAAGGUCUAUCAACGGCCACGGCCAGGAAAGGGGUAGCACACAGUCAACUAUCAAGAACCCGUCCACCACCAACGCCGUCGAGAUAGUAUACCUAGAAUCUCUACCAUGGUUCAUGAAACCCUACCUGCACACCCUUCAAGCCCACAUCGACACAACAGACGAAAGCCCCAUCAAAGAGACCUACUAUCGACCAGCAGUCGACCGCAAGCGUGGCACCCACCUCGAACUCCGCAUGAUCAUCCCGCCAAGCUCGACCCUUACCCUAACAUACGAUUUCGAGAAGGCAAUCCUGCGUUACACUGAAUACCCACCAGAUGCGAAUCGAGGCUUCGACGUCGCACCUGCCGUUAUCCGUAUCUUGUCCCCACAAUCAGGAGAUAACAAGGGCAUCUACGUCCGCACUACUUCGCUGCUUCUCCCUCUUCCAACUCCAGAUUUCAGUAUGCCGUAUAAUGUUAUCAUUCUGACGAGUACUGUUAUGGCGCUGGGCUUUGGUAAUAUCUUUAAUCUGCUUGUGAGACGCUUUGUAGGUGUGGAUGAAAUGCCUACUAUGGGCGCUGGGGGAUUGAAGGGUAUCAUCUUGGGCAAGGUGGCUAGGCUCAAAGGUCUACUGGGGAGAGGCUGA
Alternaria atra is the source of this 1755-nucleotide messenger RNA. RefSeq lists its product as uncharacterized. The transcript is spliced from 2 exons. Gene Ontology annotation, biological process: attachment of GPI anchor to protein. Gene Ontology annotation, cellular component: GPI-anchor transamidase complex. The record is from RefSeq and is a predicted model, not a curated record. Lineage: Eukaryota; Fungi; Ascomycota; Dothideomycetes; Pleosporales; Pleosporaceae. The coding region runs from base 1 to 1755 and encodes 584 amino acids.